Molecule: messenger RNA, 1213 nt
Organism: Gossypium raimondii (Peruvian cotton)
Lineage: Eukaryota; Viridiplantae; Streptophyta; Magnoliopsida; Malvales; Malvaceae
Product: E3 ubiquitin-protein ligase CHIP
Exons: 7
Coding region: 1-636 (211 amino acids)
Biological process (GO): protein quality control for misfolded or incompletely synthesized proteins; cellular response to misfolded protein; protein polyubiquitination
Cellular component (GO): cytoplasm
Molecular function (GO): ubiquitin protein ligase activity; protein-folding chaperone binding
Source: RefSeq, a predicted model, not a curated record
AUGGACAAGAAGCAAGCACACUGCACGUUGGGACUUGCCUUGCUCCAGAAGCAAGAACUAGACGAAGGGGUCAAUGAACUACAAAAGAUAUCACUUAAUUUGGUUUUGAAGGCAUUGGAUCUUGGAAGGGGAGUAAAUCCAAAGGGUUAUAUGAUAGAUGAGAUUUGGCAAGAGCUUGCAAAAGCAAAGUACCUGCAAUGGGAGCAUGCAUCUUCCAAGCGUUCAUGGGAAUUGAAAAGUUUGAAGGAGGCUUGUGAAACUGCACUUAAAGAAAAACAUUUUCUUGAUGAUUCUCAUCCAGGAAGUUUUUCAGAUGAAGCUAUUCUUUCCCAUAUGAAGCAACUGGAGGUCCUGAGUCGAGUGUUUAAGGAAGCUGGUGAAGCUGACAUCCCUGGUGAGGUGCCGGAUUACUUGUGUUGUAAAAUCACACUUGAUAUUCUCCGUGAUCCUGUCAUUACUCCAAGUGGAGUUACAUAUGAGAGAACGGUGAUCCUUGAACAUCUUCAGAAGGUCGGUAAGUUCGAUCCAGUUACACGUGAACCGCUCGAUCACUCCCAGCUUGUACCUAACUUAGCGAUAAAGGAAGCAGUCCAGGCAUAUUUAGAUGGACAUGGUUGGGCAUACAACACAAACUAAAGGUUUUGAAAACUUGUCUGUUUUGCUGGACAUUCAAAGACUUAGCAGAGCAAUGAAGAGUAUGAAGUCAUCGGUUGGUGUCUGCCUUUUUGUUUGGUGUACUUUUGUCAUGUUGGGCAUAGUUCAUUUUUGUGGAUGCUUCAGUGUGUAAGGCCAUCCCACCAUGCCAUUUACCACUGCAUGUCAAUGGUCAAGGCCUUGUGAUCCAUUGAAAUUGUACAGUUAAUUCUCACAACAAUUAACUGUUAACAGAUACCAUGUAUGGGUUCUAUUCAAUGGCAUUAGAAAGAAACUUAUAUAUUUUACAUUGCUCCUGAGAGGCUUGUUGGCUCUUUGUUAGGAAUAUUGGAAGGCUGCCAUGCUGUAAUUUGUGUUAGGUAGAACUUGACAUGCGGGUAUAUCUUUUGGGUAUUUUAUAUAAAGUUACGGAAGGCCGGUUGUCUCCCAAGUUAAAAUGAUACUGAGUUCGGCCGUGGGCAUCCAUUCCGAUUCUUAUUGUUUUCAAUAUUUUUUUGUCAUGAAUGGUCCAAGGAAAAGACCAAAGACCAUGCAUCGUUUACAUUUACGUAUCUUCGUU